Trichoderma citrinoviride is the source of this 1431-nucleotide messenger RNA. Its product is annotated as iron reductase domain protein. The record is from RefSeq and is a predicted model, not a curated record. Lineage: Eukaryota; Fungi; Ascomycota; Sordariomycetes; Hypocreales; Hypocreaceae. The coding region runs from base 1 to 1431 and encodes 476 amino acids. The transcript has 4 exons.
AUGCUGCUCAGCAAUCUGUGGCGCGCCGCGCUGACGGCGGCUGCCCUCACGGCGUCGACCCGCGCCGACGACGCCAACAACCCCACGGGCCAGUCCACCUUCAUCUCGCCCGACAAGAGCCUCGCCUUCGCCUUCACCGGCCCCGACAACGGCAACACAGACGUCUACUUCAGCCUGCGCGUGUCCACAGACCGCUCCUGGGGCGCCAUUGGCCUCGGCAGCGACGACAUGCCCGGCGCCCUCUUCCUCAUCCUCUACCGCAGCAAGAACAAUCGCGACUACGUCACCUUCUCCCCUCGCCUUGCCUACGGCAACUACGAGCCCAAAUACUAUCCCGACCUCAAGUUCGAGAUCCUCAGCGGCACCGGCGUCGACGACGGCUUCAUGACCUUCAACGCCGUCUGCAACGAGCACUGCCGCAGCUGGCCCGCCGGCGGCACCUCCAAGGGCUACAUUGACGUGUCGUCCCCGAAUCAGAAAGCCAUCUACGCACUGGGCCCCAAGGAGAGCUUCAGCGACGACGAGCCGGAUGCGAACCUCAAGAUGCACAGCGAGCACGGCACUUUCACCAUCGACAUGAAGAGGACCCAGGGCCGCGCCGACUUGCCCGUCCUCACUGAGGACUCUGUGGCUGAAGGCACCACGCUCAACAGCCGUUCCACGGGCAAUUUCGACUGGAAGGCGGCAGCUCACGCAGCGUUCAUGGUCUUCAGCUUCAUGCUACUGCUGCCAAUCGGUGCGAUUCUCAUUAGAUCGGAGAAGCUGGCCAAGUUUCACAAGUUCAACCAGACAUUCGCCCUCGGUCUCGUUCUCGGAGGUUUUGCCUUUGGUAUCUUGACGAGCUUCAACUAUCAGCGGUCCCGCGGAUUUCACUCGCUCCACCAGGUCCUGGGCUUCAUCGUCAUUCUCCUCAUGUUUGUCCAAUUGGCCGCUGGGAUUCUACAUCAUCUCAAGUGGCGAAAGACCAAGCAGCCCACAACGUAUGGCAAGAUUCACCUCUGGAACGGCAGAAUCGUCAUGACUCUUGGCGCAGUCAACGGCUAUAUCGGAUUUGGUUUCGCGCUCGAUCGCAGAUAUGCCCUCAUCGUUCUCGGAAUCGUCUUCUUUUUGGUCAUGUGCACCUUGGGAUACAUCGUCUGGGCGGCCAAGCGCCAGAUGCCCCGUCGCCAGCAGGGCCCCUCCGGCUUCGAGGGCCUCAACCACAGCUACCAGCAGCAGCACCCAGAGCCAUGGCGAAGCACCGGCUACACGGCAACCGUCACCGCUGCGCCAUCGUAUCCUAACGAUCCCCCUCCGGGAUACGAAGCCCCGUCGGCACAGAUUGGUCUUCAGAACGUUGCACCGUGGAGGGGCGCGACUCCUGGAAGGGAUAGCUACGAAGAUGAGCCUCUUAAUUUGGGCUCGAGCCAGAAACCGAGAGAGUUCUCUUGA